UCGCGAAGCACAACAGACGACGUUCGUUCGCGCGAGUGGUGCGAUCUGCUCGUGUCCUAGGACGGUCGGUCGAUCGGACACGCGUUUUCUCUACUCUACCUGUCGAAAGUUAGUGGCCUCGUCGUUCUUCGCGCCACGUUCGCGAUCCUUAAUCGUGGGAUAUUUGAUAUACGAUCUCCGAAAUACAAUAAAAAGGAAGUUGAAUAUAAAAUAGGAAAAAAGAGGAAGAAAGAUAGAAAGAGAGAGAGAGAGAGAGAGAGAGAGAGAUAGAAAGAGAGAAAGAGAGAGAGUGAAAGAGAAAAAGAGAGAUAGAGAAAGAAAGAGAGAGAGAGAGAGAGAGAGAGAGACGUUAUUAAGCGGAUUUUUUUUCCCAACGGGACGUUGCGUCUUGAGAGGAAUCUUUUAACCGUCAUCGGUGUUGGGUCGCGACCGCGACCCAAAACAUCAUCAGAGUAAACUUGUUUAGAAUCUUGAUCGUGUGCGCACGAGUAAAACUAACGAGUACAACUCCCGAAGCUACUACUACUACUUUUUAUGAGAGGAGAACAACUUUGGUAUUCAUAACGGUUCCAUUACUCAUAUUCGUGGCGUGGGGCACGGCCGUAAUGGAAUUACAGAGCUGGUUACUCUACCAUCUCGUAGCUGUAACCGACUGCAAUCAAGUUAAAUUUAUCUGAGUUCGGCCAACGUUCACAAGUCCACUGGCAUUUUUUCUUUUUUGUUAUUUAAUUUCCAAUCCCGUUAUCGUCAAGAGGAAAUAGCGGUUUACCAAUGUUUGAUGGUGAACCGUGAGAAGUUAAUGACAAUCUUAACGGAACUUAACGUGAUGCAGUCGGCAGCUACAAUCGGUGGUGGUGGAACUUAUCCUGCCGGAGGCACCGGAAGUCGUGCUCGAGACUUGGGUCUUCGUGCUCAGAAGAAGCUAUUGGGACGAGUGGUCUCCACUGGUGCUGGAAGGUCUCUUCUAAUAGAUGACGCGACCACUUCACUCUUGGACAAUCUUUACAAGCUGAUGGAAAGGGCGACGAAGAACAAUCCAUCCUUAGAUAAAAAACAACCGGAGAAAGUUCUCAAGAAUAUUGUUAAAUUGUCCAUCAAGGUUGGGCUGUUGCAACGUAAUCAACAACUCGGUCCAACGGAUGAUGCAAAACUUGUUGAGAUCAGGACAGCUUUGAGAGCAGUAGCGAUGGCUGUGGUCUCCUUCUACGAACUCGAAUUCAGUUUCGACAAAGCGUACUUAACUCGAUCCCUCGAGCGUUGUCGAUCAGCGAUACAAGGUCUGAUAAAGCCUCACUUGACGGACAAGUCUCAGGAUCGAUGCGAUCAGGUCUUCGAUUUUCUAAGAAAUCCCGAAUUUUUAGAUUCGGUGUUUAGGCAAGAUUCUGAACACAGACCAAUCCUCGGGAUGCUAGUCAGUGAUAUAAACAAAGCCUUAGAUGCUGGACAUCUUUGACUUCUUGUAGAUUCCAUUGUACUCGAUCGAUAUUAAUGAAAUGCCAAGAAAGGACAACGAUUGAUGGAUGGAUGAAUAUCGAUUAUUGUUCGAUCUUUGCAUGGAACCAUCAAAGAGGGUUCAUUAGAAAUUUUCAUAAGUGUUCACUCUCUGCCCAUACGCGUGCGUCGAUUUUUUUAACGAUAUUUUCAUAGAAUUUACGCACGAACGUACGUACGCACAUUAGCCGAUUUUGUUUAAUGCAACGAUCAUUGAAAAAAAAAAAAAAAAAAAAAAGAAAAAACGAUAUACAUUUUUCGUAUACAUACGUAUUUUAUAUGUAUACGUGAACGUCGCUAGUUACACGAUUGAUGAACGUAUCUAUUGAUUUAUGCAAUAAUCGUUCAAUACUCUGCUUAAUUUAAGAAUGUCGGCAUAUAUUGUGUAAACGAAUUAUAUUUAUUCGCGCGCCUAAUUGCUAGGAAUUAUUAAUAAUUAAUUAACAUCUGCCGCGGAAGUUCGAAUUUCGACGAUCUUGACGGAUGUUCAAAAGAGAUCCUUGGAAUGUAAAAUGGAAUCGUCUCACACGUAAUGCACGUUAAAAAAAAAAAAAAAAGAAAAGGAAGAAGAAAAAGAAAAGAAAGGAAAAGAAAAAAAAAAAAGAAUACAUUCACCACGCGAUAAACAUUUUAUAAAUGAUAAUCACCACAUAUCUUAAUUUAACAACAUACACAUUACUUAUAUGCGUACAUUUCAAGGAUAAUAUUGUAAUGUGUAUAUCUUAUCGAAAAAUUUCGAUAUUAAGGAUACACGCAUUUUAUAUACAGUUAUACACCUCCUCUCUUUACACGUUAUUUAUGAUGAUUAUCUAUAUAGCGAAAUGUUGUACCAAUGGUCAAUAAAUUAUUUAUAAAUGCGAAA
Messenger RNA from Vespa velutina, 2353 nucleotides. It is a transcript of the gene sigmar, whose product is annotated as tumor necrosis factor alpha-induced protein 8-like protein. Gene Ontology annotation, biological process: regulation of apoptotic process. The transcript has 7 exons. The record is from RefSeq and is a predicted model, not a curated record. The coding region runs from base 779 to 1453 and encodes 224 amino acids. Gene Ontology annotation, cellular component: cytoplasm. Lineage: Eukaryota; Metazoa; Arthropoda; Insecta; Hymenoptera; Vespidae.